Messenger RNA from Papaver somniferum (opium poppy), 1935 nucleotides. RefSeq names its product putative G3BP-like protein. Bases 241 to 1647 code for a protein of 468 amino acids. Gene Ontology annotation, molecular function: mRNA binding. The record is from RefSeq and is a predicted model, not a curated record. The transcript is spliced from 10 exons. Gene Ontology annotation, cellular component: ribonucleoprotein complex; cytosol. NCBI's taxonomy places the organism in Eukaryota, Viridiplantae, Streptophyta, Magnoliopsida, Ranunculales, Papaveraceae.
UAAACAAAAUAAACCAGUGGAAGACUGAAUAGUCACAGUAGAAAGAGUUCACCACUAAACACCACUAACUCUUUUCUCUAUAACAGAGAGAGAGAGAGAGCAGAGAUCUCCGGAGGAAAUUAUCCAGGGAUUUUCUUGAUUAAUUUUGAUCUUUUUCAGAGCAUUGCAGAUCUAGCUUGGGUACAUCUAGGGGUUAGGGUUUUGAGAUUCAGUUGCAUGUUUUACUAGUGAACCGAAGUAAUGGCGUCUGCGUAUCCUGGUACUGUUACUGCUUCUCAGGUGGGUUCGUACUUUGUUGGGCAAUACUACCAGGUUCUUCAAAAACAACGUGAUUUAGUUCAUCAGUUUUAUACUGAUAUAAGCACCAUGCUCCGUGUCGAUGGAACUAAUAGUGAAACGGCCGUCGGUAUGCUGCAAAUUCAUACAGUUAUAAUGGCGCUCAAUUUCACUGAAAUUGAGAUCAAGACAGCACAUUCUUUGGAUUCAUGGAAUGGAGGUGUUCUUACCAUGGUUUCUGGUUCUGUGCAAACAAAGGACUACGCAGGCAGAAGAAAUUUUGCACAGUCCUUCUUUCUUGCUCCUCAGGAGAAAGGCUACUUUGUUCUCAGUGACAUCUUUCACUUCCUUGCGGAGGAGCAAAUUCAUCCUCAUCCAUCUGACAUGGCUACGCAUAGUCAAUUUGAUUCCACACUUGAUAGUUCUACCUCUUAUCAGGAGCCAGUUUCUGAUUACUUGCAAGGUGGAGAAACACAGGCUAGAGAUUUUGAGGACUCGGCCAAUGCUGAAGAAAAUGACUCAGCCGAUCAGUACAUACACUCGGAGCAACAGGAACAGCAUUAUCCUGAAAUUGACGAAGUGGAACCACCAACGCACGCUCUCGAAGAAUUUCACCUGGAAGAGGCUGCACCUGCGUAUUUGAGUGAAAUGAGCAGUACCAUGCAAGAGUAUGCUCCUAUCCCUGUUGAGGAACCUGUUGGAGAACCUCCAAAGAAAACAUACGCUUCUAUUUUGGCUAGGGGUCAAUCUGCAGCGGCUCCUCAACAAUCUGUGAGCAAGAGUGUCCCACCCACUUCAGAAUGGAAUCAUGCACAACAACCUUCCCAGCAGGCAUAUCCUUCACUGAGAUCUGGUUCGGAAAGGUCUAACGCUGAACCAGUUGAGGAUGCAUCAUUUGAAGAAGGUGAAGGAGUAUCUGUUUAUGUGAGGAAUUUGUCCUCUACGGUUACCGCUUCUGAAAUUGAGCAAGAGCUUAAACAGUUUGGUAGAAUCAAGCCUGAUGGAGUCGCCAUUAGGGUUCGCCAGGAUAUUGGUGUUUGCUAUGCAUUUGUUGAAUUUGAAGAUGCUACUGGUGCUCAAAUUGCUAUUCAGUCAUCUCCAGUACAGCUUAAUGGACGUGCCGUACACAUCGAGGAGCGGAGGCCAAACCCCAGUGGCGCACGUGGAAGAGGAAGAGGUGCUAGAGGAAGGGGAGGCUACCAGACAGAUGCUUCUAGAGGUGGUCGCUUUGCCGGUGGACGGAGUUUUGGGAGAGGCAAUGGACAAGAUGGAGAGUACUACAAUAGAUCAUCAAGAGGAAAUGGUCUCCAUCACCGUGGGUCCCGACAAGAUGGUAGAGGGGUAUUAUCAUCAAGAAAUGGACAAGAUUAGUCUUUAGAGUGAAUUAGAGAGACUUAAGACGGCACAGAAUUUUUGUUCUGGUGUAGUGAUCGUUUCUUAGUGAACUUUUAUUUGUUUACAGGAUUUUGGAACAAAAUUUGUAUUCAUAUUUUUGAGCGGUGCAGUUUUGGUAUACUGUUAAGUUUUACUGGGUUCCCUUUUAAAUCAAACAAGGGACUGCAGUGGUCUUUGCCUCUUUAUGUUUUGUGAUCUUCUUGUGUUAAUGUUUUGAUAACCAACUACGAAUGAUAUAUUGCCAAGACUUCAUCUUCUCUUCAA